Molecule: messenger RNA, 2340 nt
Organism: Amorphotheca resinae ATCC 22711
Lineage: Eukaryota; Fungi; Ascomycota; Leotiomycetes; Helotiales; Amorphothecaceae
Exons: 4
Coding region: 60-2111 (683 amino acids)
Biological process (GO): arginyl-tRNA aminoacylation; mitochondrial translation
Cellular component (GO): cytoplasm; mitochondrion
Molecular function (GO): arginine-tRNA ligase activity; ATP binding
Source: RefSeq, a predicted model, not a curated record
CGACGCCCCUCGAUCCAAAUUUCUCUCCUUACCGUCACUCACUACUCAGCCAUAUAUUUAUGAGUUCUACUCUCUCCUGCGUCCUGAGCCAUUCACGAACUCGUCUCCUCUCACGAAUAUCUGUGUCAAAACCAGUUUCGCGUUUGACGCGUGCCACCCCCAUUCGAUCAGUGACAAGCAAUACCCUCACAAUGCCGCCCUCGAUGUACGUGUCCGAGACACUAUCUGAGAAGCUCAAGUCUUUAAGUGUCACUGCGCCUUUGCCCAAGUAUUCCAAUUGCUUCCCAGACGUCAACCCGGUCGAUAUCUACCGAGCGCAUCUCACAUCAAUCCUGACAGAGGUUACCGGCGUUGAUGCGAAGAUCGUAUAUCCAGCGCUACAAUGGACACAAACCCUUGAAAAGGGUGACCUGGUUCUGCCUGUACCAGCUCUCCGCGUCAAAGGCAAGAAGCCUGACGAGCUAGCUGCGGAAUGGGUGUCAAAGUUUCCGGAAUCACCCCUCGUCCAUCCUCCAACGGUUGCUGGAACAUUCCUUCAGUUCUUCUUCAAGGUGGACAAACUCGCAGAAAUCCUCAUUCCAUCGAUUCUCACUCGAAAAGAAGCUUUCGGACAAAAUCAAUACCUUGGUCUCAAAGAUGUAGAGGAUCCUAGCAAAGGUCGUAAGAGGAUGAUUGUCGAAUUCUCCUCCCCAAACAUUGCCAAGCCCUUCCACGCCGGCCAUCUUCGAAGUACAAUUAUUGGUGGUUUCUUAUCGAACCUCUACGAAGGUGCUGGCUGGGAUGUGAUUCGGAUGAAUUACUUGGGCGACUGGGGUAAACAAUACGGAUUGCUGGCGUUGGGAUUCGAAAAAUACGGUGACGAAGAAGCGCUGAAGACAGACCCUAUCAACCACCUCUACGAGAUCUAUGUGAAGAUCAACAAGGAUUUGUCGGAGGAGAAAGACCAGAUCAAAGCGUUGGAAGAGGCCGGGCAAGACGCGUCCAAGCUAAAAGAUGAGGGGCUUGAUGAGCAAGCUCGUCGGUAUUUCAAAGCGAUGACUGAUAACGACGAGAAGGCGAUUGCACAAUGGGCCCGGUUCAGGGAUCUCAGUAUCAAGCGAUACAAGGAGACGUAUGCUCGCUUGAACAUCAAAUUUGACGAAUACUCUGGAGAAAGUCAAGUCAAGCAGGAGGGAAUGGAUUUUGCCGCCAAGAGAAUGGCCGAAAUGGGGGUUUCGGAAGAGUCCGAGGGCGCUGUUAUUGUUGACUUCAGCAAGCACGUACCCGGAAAGGCAGGAAAGAGUCUGGAGCGCCCAGUUAUCAAGAAGAAGGACGGUACAGCGCUCUACCUAACUCGGGAUAUUACCGAAAUGAUGCAGCGGGAUGAGAAGUACCAUUUUGAUCACAUGAUUUACGUUGUGGCAUCAGCACAGGAUCUUCAUCUCAGACAGCUCUUCAAGAUCAUUGAGUUGAUGGGCUACAAAGAACUCGCCCAAAAAGUUCAGCAUAUCAAUUUCGGACUGGUGUUAGGAAUGAGCACUCGGAAGGGUACGGUGAAGUUCCUGGACGAUAUCUUGAGGGAUGUCGGGGAGAAGAUGCACGAGGUCAUGCAGAAGAAUGCGUCAAAGUACGAACAGGUCGAGAAUCCUCUAGCCACAGCAGAUAUCCUGGGUAUCAGCAGUGUCAUGGUCCAAGACAUGAGUGGAAAGCGUAUCAACAACUACGAGUUCAACAUGGAGACCAUGACUUCCUUCGAGGGUGACACAGGUCCCUACCUCCAGUACGCCCACGCGCGACUCUGCUCCAUCACCCGCCGCGCCGCUCUCUCCCCCGAGGAGAUCGCCAGCGCAAACCUAAGCCUCCUCACCGAAUCCCACGCCAUCAACCUCAUCCGCGUCAUCUCGCAAUACCCCGACGUCGUGCAGAACACCCUCAAGACCCUCGAGCCCACCACCAUCUUGACGUACCUGUUCAAGAUGACCCACACGCUGAGCUCGAGUUACGAUCAUUUGCGCAUCGUCGGCAGUGAGAAGGAAUUGAUGAAGGCUCGUAUGGCGUUGUACGAUGCUGCUCGUGUGGUGUUGAAUAAUGGGAUGAGAUUGUUGGGGUUGACUCCGGUUGAGCGAAUGUGAUGCGACAAAUGGGUUAAUAGUGUUUCGGGAUUUGCAUUGAUAUGGUGCAAGUGGGCUACGAGUGGAGCUAGAUGCAGGAGAGAUACUGUCCUCCAUUCACCAAAUGAAAGUUUCUUUUUGACUCGAGUUCGAUAAGCAAGUGAUAAGCAUGGUAUCUUGAUAUCCCUAUUGGUAUAUUCGUUACUAAUGUGUUUGAUCCCCCAAACGCCAGGGUUCUAUCCACCAAAGC